CUAUGUCGUCGAGGUUUGGCUGGGGAGGGAAGUGACGUGGUGAAGACCACCCUGCCAACGCGCGCGCGCUAGCGGUGGCGUAAAGUGGCAGGGGUGGGGGAGGCGGCGAAUUGUGCGUUUAAGGUCGCAUCGGCGGGCUUUUAUAAGUGGCUGUCCUCUGUGACCUUCUGUCCUCGUCAGCUGUGCAACGUACCUUUUCUUAUCCGAGUGCCCGGCGUUUUGUAGUUAUACUACAAAGGAAAGCCGCUCCGUUGGAAUACGGCCACUAGCCGCCUGUGUAUGUGUCGUGAUUGUUUGCCGACCUGAGGUUUGCGUAUAGACUGCACCGAGGCGACAACCUUCGCAAGCAUGUCGACUUACUACGAGAAGCGAGCGAUGUAUGGACACAGCCGGAAGAACAGUGACAGCACCGAGUUCAAGGAGAUGUCCAAGGCGGACGCCCAGGCGCACCUGGCACAGGAGCUCGAGAAGCUCUGCCGCACGGCUAGCGCCGCCGAGCGCGAGACCGUCGAGGCCGAGUUUCGCGGCUUCCAGCACCUCUUCCACAAGUUUGUCAAGGACACCGGCCCAGCCAUCGUCUGGGACAAAAUCCAGCCUGUGCCCGAAAAUGCGGUACUGCAAUCACCAUUUGGUGAUUUUAGCAAAGUGGUACAUGAAGUUAGUCGUGAACAAACGGUCAUCAAGUAUGAAACACUGCCAGCGCCAACGGAGGAGGAGGCCAUCCGGUCCAUGCUCAACAAGCUGGUGGUGGUGAAACUGAAUGGCGGCCUCGGCACGAGCAUGGGCUGCAAGGGCCCAAAGUCCGUGAUCCCCGUCCGCAACGACCUCACCUUCCUGGACAUGACUGUGCAGCAGAUUGAGUACCUGAACAGGACGUACAAUGCCAACAUGCCGCUGGUGCUCAUGAAUUCGUUCAACACUGACGACGACACGUCCAAGGUCCUUCGCAAGUACAAGGGCUUCAAGGUCAAAAUAUACACCUUCCUCCAAAGCAGGUAUCCUAGAAUAAACAAGGAGACCCUCAUGCCCAUCGUGACCUCACUGAGUACGCCGUGCGAUGAAGGCUUCUACCCUCCCGGCCACGGAGACUUCUACGCGUCAUUCUGCCAGUCGGGGCUCAUGGACCACUUUCUGACGGAAGGUCGCGAGUACUGCUUCAUCUCCAACAUUGACAAUCUCGGUGCCACGGUCGAUCUCAGCAUCCUGAACAUGCUUCUGUCCACGAGCGGCAGCCAGGCCCCCGACUUUGUCAUGGAAGUCACCGACAAGACGAGAGCCGACGUCAAGGGUGGCACGCUGAUUCAGUACGAAAACAAGCUUCGUCUGCUCGAAAUUGCGCAGGUUCCCAAGGAAAAUGUCGACGAAUUUAAGAGUGUAAAGAAAUUCAAGAUCUUCAACACAAACAACCUGUGGAUGAAGCUGAGCAGCGUUGGCCAGUUGGUCGAGACCGGUGGCAUUGACAUGGAGGUCAUUGUUAACAACAAGACCCUGGACUCGGGCGUCAACAUCAUUCAGCUCGAGACGGCAGCUGGAGCAGCAAUGAAGGACUUCCAGAACGCCAUUGGCAUCAACGUGCCGCGCAGUCGUUUCCUCCCGGUGAAGAAGACCUCUGACCUGCUGCUGGUGAUGAGUAACCUGUACCACAUGAAGUUUGGCACUCUGGUAAUGAGCCCCAAACGUGCCUUUCCCACCGUGCCCCUCAUCAAGCUGGGGGACAACCACUUCUCCAAGGUUCGAGAUUUCCUGAACCGGUUUGCAAGCAUACCGGACAUUUUGGAGCUGGACCAUCUGACGGUGUCGGGCGAUGUCACUUUUGGCAAAGGAGUCUCCCUCAGGGGCACAGUGAUCAUCAUAGCCAACCACGGUGACCGGAUCGAUAUCCCAGCAUCAGCCGUGCUCGAGAACAAGAUUGUGUCUGGCAACUUGCGCAUCCUGGACCACUAAGCUGGC
Rhipicephalus sanguineus (brown dog tick) is the source of this 1950-nucleotide messenger RNA. RefSeq names its product UTP--glucose-1-phosphate uridylyltransferase (gene UGP). The coding region runs from base 349 to 1944 and encodes 531 amino acids. Gene Ontology annotation, molecular function: UTP:glucose-1-phosphate uridylyltransferase activity. Lineage: Eukaryota; Metazoa; Arthropoda; Arachnida; Ixodida; Ixodidae. Gene Ontology annotation, biological process: glycogen metabolic process; UDP-alpha-D-glucose metabolic process. Gene Ontology annotation, cellular component: cytoplasm. The transcript is spliced from 15 exons. The record is from RefSeq and is a predicted model, not a curated record.